Messenger RNA from Talpa occidentalis (Iberian mole), 876 nucleotides. RefSeq names its product GTPase IMAP family member 7-like. Gene Ontology annotation, molecular function: GTP binding. The record is from RefSeq and is a predicted model, not a curated record. Lineage: Eukaryota; Metazoa; Chordata; Mammalia; Eulipotyphla; Talpidae.
AUGGCUGACAGCGAGGACAACACUCUGAGGAUCGUGCUCGUGGGGAAAACCGGAAGUGGGAAAAGUGCCACAGCGACCACUCUCCUGGGGAAGAAUGUUUUUGAAUCUAAAAUGGCCCACGCUGUUACCAAGACGUGCCAGGUAGAAUCCCAGGUAUGGCUGGGGAGGAGCCCUCUACUUGUCGACACCCCGGGGCUCUUUGACACCAAGGACACCCUGGACACCACCUGCUUGGAGAUCAGCCGGUGCGUCCUGCACUCGGCCCCGGGGCCCCACGCCGUAGUCAUGGUGAUGCAGCUGGGCUGCUGCACAGAGGAAGAGCAGAAAACUAUCAAGUUGAUCAAGAACGUCUUUGGGGAUUCUGCCAUGAAGCACAUGAUCUUCUUGUUCACGCACAAGGAUGAUUUGGGGGACGAUAGCCUGAGUGAGUUUAUAGCACAAGGACCCGAGCCGCUAAGAAGCAUGGUCAGGGAGUGUGGGGGCCGCUGCUGCGCCUUCAACAACAGGGCGGGGGAGGCCGAGAAGGAGGCUCAGGUGCAGGAGCUGGUGGUGAAGAUGGUGCAGAGCAACGGAGGGGCCUGCUUCUCUAACAACAUCUACGAGGACAUGGAGAAAAAGCUCAAAGAAAAGGAGGAGAAGUUGAAGCAAAAGUACAUGGAGCAAUUACAUGAAAAAAUUAAACAGGUAGAAAAGGAAGAUGCUGAUAAACCAAGGGAAGACAGGGAAAGGAAAAUCGAAGCGCUGCAGAGGCAAUGGGAAGAGCAGAGCAAAAAUGCAAGGGAUGAAGCUAAGGGCGGUGUGCUUGACGACAUUGUGAAUUUUGUAAAUUGGGUCAAGGAUAAACUGUCAGGAGUAUGGGACGGGUUUUGGGAGUAA